AUGUCGAACAGUCCUUCCGAACGAUCUAGUUCGCCCGAAUUGGCUUCUGCUAUGAUGGGUGAUGAAAUGACCGAUGAUGCGCAGCAAUUUCAACAAAUUAUUCGUGAUCGAAGAUACGAACGUGAAGAUAUUCAAAAGAAAGCAUUCACCAAAUGGAUCAAUAAUCGCCUAGCCGAGAAAAGUUCCACACCACCUGUGACAGAUUUAUUCCAAGAUUUACGUGAUGGUGUUAUUCUCCUUCAAUUAUUGGAAGUACUUACUGGGAAUGAAUGUAAACGAGAAAAUGGCAAGAUGCGUGUACAUCAUAUUGAAAAUGUUAACAAAGUCAUUGCUAUUCUCAAUGAACAUGGAAUCAAACUUCUCAGUAUAUCAUCUAAUGAUAUUGUCGACGGGAAUGCCAAGUUAACGUUAGCAUUGAUAUGGUCAAUAAUUCAAUAUUGGCAAGGCAAAGAUGUGAUGAAAUCGGCAGAAACCGAUGCCGAACAAACUAACAUUGAGAAGUUUCUUCUUGCUUGGUGUCAAGAACAAACGAAAGGAUAUAAAGGCGUCGAAAUCAAUGAUUUUACACGUAGUUGGCAAGAUGGUCUUGCUUUCAAUGCAUUAAUACACAAAUUUCGACCGGAUUUGUUCGAUUACGAUGAUAUUCUCCAGAAUGCCUCUGCUCGAAAUCUUGAACAUGCAUUUAGUGUGGCGAAGAAUGUCUUCAAAAUCGACCGAUAUCUCGACGUUGAAGAUGUGAUUUCUGAUUAUCCUGAUAAGAAAUCAAUUUUAAUGUACGUCAUGUGUCUAUUUCAACAAUUGCCAACGAGUAAUAUAAUUAUUGAAGAUAAAGAGAAAACUGAAACAUCGACGACGACGACUUUAACGGACGAUACUACUUCAACGGCGACAAAGGCUCCCGAAGAAGAAAUUGAAACACAACCAAGAUCGGACGACGAUUCUAUGCGAUUGAAAACAUUUCAAACAAACAUCGAUAAAGUACUCAAGUGGGUGUUAAAUCUAGAAAACGAACUAGAUACACAAGAUAAAACACUAUCUGAUGAUUUGAAAACUAUCAAAGAACAAUUUCAAAGUCAUGAGGAAUUCAUGGUUAGUUUGACACAAGAUCAAAAUCAAAUUGGCGAAAUACUUCUGGAAGGCAAUCAACUGCUAACUUCCGCAAAUUUUCAACUGCAACCUGAAGAAAUAAGCGAAGUGAAAGAGAAAAUGAAGGUCCUCAAUGAUCACUGGGAAUCUUUACGGUCGAAGUCGCUCGAGAGACAAGCAGUCCUCCAUAAAGCGUUGAUGAAGCUUCAAAUCGAUCAAAUCGAAUCGUUUGAUGCAUGGUUAACUCAAACCGAAAGUCGCAUAUCAACAGAUUUAGACAUUCUCGAACAAAAUCUAACGGGAAUCAAUCGUCAAUACCAGCAAUUAGCUGAACUACAAGAUGAACUUGUCUCUCAACAACAAAUAACUGAAUCCUUACAAAAUAUGAUCAUUGUCAUCGACGAUUCCCUAUCCGAAAAUCUCGAUCCUGCUUCGAAAUACUCUUCAACCGAAAUCGAGAGUAAACUAUUGACUUUAAGCGAACGUUGGGCACAAAUAUGCAAUUUCGUUCAAACACGUUGGAUUCAAUUGCAAGAAGUGAAAAUCGAAUUCGAACAGAUCCAUACCAAUUUGGAUAAAGUCGAGAAAUGGUUAGCUACCAAAGAAGAUGAGGUGAACAAAAUGCAAGAAGAAACCAAUCUUACCGAUCAAGAGACAUUUAUACAACAAGUUAAUACACUGGAAAAAACGGAAUCAGAAAUGGCUGAUAUGCGUCAAGCGAUUCUUCUAUUGAAUGGUAGUUUACAAGUUCUCAGUCAACAUUACGAUAGUUCAACAGCGACUGAAUACAACAAUCUUAGCAAUCAAAUAGAUACGUUCGAAAAGCGCUGGACGAAACUGAUUGAUAAUCUUGAGCAUUGUUCGCGACUUUUGAAAUCGGCAAACUUGACGUCGUCCGUCGAUCCAAAAUCCGACAGUGAACUAACACACAAUAAAAUCACCACUACCGUCGAAGAAACGACGACGACGACCACCACUUACGAUAAUACAGAUGAAUCGGGAGAUAAAAAGGAAAAAACUGAUAACGAAAAUACAGUGAAAUUAGAAUUUGAUGUAUCAGCACGAAAAUAUGUCGAUUGGAUCGAUAGCAUCGAACGUAUCUUGAGCGAAAAACCAUCAAAUACAGAAGAACGAAAGAAUAUUAUUCAGGAGGUGAAAACGAAAUAUGUGUCCUAUGAUGAUCAAUUCAAAAGUCUCGUUCAAACAGGAAUUGCGAUAACAAAAGAAUUAAAAGAUGCUAGCGAAGAUUCAACUGAACACGAAUCAGCUCUACGAUCACUAGAGAACCGCUGGCAGGAAUUAAGUCAACUGAUAGUUAAUUAUGAAAAAGAUGUUGAAUUGGCAGACUUCAACGCUGAACUUGAAGCAAUAACAAAAGCACGUAACGAAUAUCAAACAUGGAUUGAUUCAACAUCAUCAAAUGAUGAACUUCAGGUAUAA
Molecule: messenger RNA, 2526 nt
Organism: Adineta ricciae
Lineage: Eukaryota; Metazoa; Rotifera; Eurotatoria; Adinetida; Adinetidae
Source: the annotation of a GenBank genome assembly